AUGCGGUGGCUCCUUUUCCCCACCAUCUUCAUCUUCCCUUGUACACAACAGUUCUCCCACAGCCCACUAAAGAAGCCUGGAGAAAAACCUUCAGGGACCAGUGAAGUCCACCAGCGCAAGGAGGUUUGUCACUGGCCAUGCAGAUGCCCACCGGUGCCAACCUGCACCCCUGGGAUCAGCUUGGUGAAGGAUGGUUGUGGCUGCUGCAAGGUCUGUGCCAAGCAGGCAGGAGAGACCUGCAAUGAAGCUGACAUCUGUGAUCCCCACAAAGGGCUCUACUGCAACUACUCAGAAGAUGAGCCUAGGUAUGAAACAGGCGUGUGUGCAUAUCUGGUAGCCGUAGGCUGUGAGCUCAGUGGAGUUUAUUAUCUUAACGGGCAGACCUUCCAACCUAACCCCCUCUAUAAGUGCCUGUGUAUCAGUGGUGCAAUUGGAUGCACACCUGUGUUCACACCAAGAUUAGCAGCGAGUCCCUGCGUCAGGCUCCCGGGCAGAAAGAAGCCUGGACAAUCCAUCUGUGGCCCAGGACAGCAGAAGCAGCUUCAAUCAACAAACUACAGACUGAUGCCAGCUUACAGAAGCUUACCUCUAGUUUUGAAGCAAAAGUGCCUAGUACAGGCAACUCCCUGGACACCCUGUUCCAGGACCUGUGGCAUUGGCAUAUCCAGCAGAGUGACCAACGAAAACAGAAAAUGUGAAAUGAAAAAGGAAAAGAGAUUGUGCUUCAUCCAGCCCUGUCUGACCAAUGUACUGAAGGCAAUAAAGAUUCCAAAAGGAAAAACAUGUCAACCAACAUUCCAGCUUCCUACAGCAGAGAAACUACUUUUUUCUGGAUGCUCAACUACUCAAAGCUACAAACUAACUUUCUGUGGGGUGUGCUCAGACAAGAGGUGCUGCAUACCUAACAAGUCCAAAAUGAUCACUGUACAGUUUGAGUGUCCCAAUGAGGGCUCCUUUAAGUGGAAACUGAUGUGGAUAACAUCAUGUGUAUGUCAAAGGAUUUGCAGUGCUCCUGGAGAUAUAUUUUCUGAACUCAAAGUUUUAUAA
Messenger RNA from Indicator indicator, 1047 nucleotides. RefSeq names its product cellular communication network factor 6 (gene CCN6). The record is from RefSeq and is a predicted model, not a curated record. The coding region runs from base 1 to 1047 and encodes 348 amino acids. Gene Ontology annotation, cellular component: extracellular matrix; extracellular region. Lineage: Eukaryota; Metazoa; Chordata; Aves; Piciformes; Indicatoridae. The transcript is spliced from 5 exons. Gene Ontology annotation, biological process: signal transduction; cell adhesion. Gene Ontology annotation, molecular function: heparin binding; integrin binding.